CCAUGUGCGCUGCUCAGCGUUCCGCUGCCGCCCUAGCGGCGGUGGCCCCACGCUCGGUGUAUGCCUUCUCUGCGCGCCCGCUGGCUGGAGGGGAGCCCAUAAGCCUGGGCUCCCUACGGGGCAAGGUGCUGCUCAUUGAGAACGUAGCGUCGCUCUGAGGCACAACGGUGCGGGACUACACCCAGAUGAAUGAGCUGCAGCGGCGCCUCGGGCCCCGGGGCCUGGUCGUGCUCGGCUUCCCGUGCAACCAGUUUGGACAUCAGGAAAAUGCCAAGAAUGAGGAGAUCCUGAAUUGCCUCAAGUACGUCCGACCAGGCGGCGGGUUCGAGCCCAACUUCAUGCUCUUCGAGAAGUGUGAGGUGAAUGGCGCAAAUGCUCACCCGCUCUUCGCCUUCCUCCGCGAGGCUCUGCCCACACCCAGUGACGAUGCCACUGCCCUCAUGACCGACCCCAAGUUUAUCACCUGGUCUCCAGUGUGUCGCAAUGACAUCGCAUGGAACUUCGAGAAGUUCCUGGUGGGCCCAGACGGUGUGCCCCUGCGCAGGUACAGCCGUCGCUUUCUGACCAUCGAUAUCGAGCCUGACAUCGAAGCCCUGCUGUCCCAGGAGCCUAGCAGUGCCUAGAGUGCCCCCUCCUACCCCUGCUGCUUGGCAGUUACAGUGCUACUCUCGGGAUUUUAUCCAUGAAAGUGUUUCCUCUAAACCUAUGUGGAGGAACACCUGAUGUCCAGGAAAAUCCCCUGAGAUGGGCGCUGGUCCUGUCCAUCCCAGCUUCCCCUUUCCCAGACCACAGUUCCUCA
Messenger RNA from Sus scrofa (pig), 799 nucleotides. It is a transcript of the gene GPX1, whose product is annotated as glutathione peroxidase 1. Gene Ontology annotation, cellular component: mitochondrion; cytosol. Gene Ontology annotation, molecular function: glutathione peroxidase activity. NCBI's taxonomy places the organism in Eukaryota, Metazoa, Chordata, Mammalia, Artiodactyla, Suidae. The record is from RefSeq and is marked validated. Gene Ontology annotation, biological process: glutathione metabolic process; hydrogen peroxide catabolic process; response to selenium ion.